AUGACCACGGAGGCUUCGGCACCAUAUUGCCGCAAAUAUGCCUUCCCUGGCGGGGUCCGAGACUACAAGUGCGCCCCGACUCCUGUGGCAGCAAUUCAGAGUGUCGAAUACACCUACAGCGAUCAGACGGACCGCCAGUUCGAGACACAAACCCUCUCAACGGACCCUGAAAGCACUACUCGCGACACCACGACCGCAUCUCCAUCGCAAACCUCUGAUCGAUCCACGCCCACGUCGACGUCAAGCUCAGACCCGACCACCUCCGCCCCAGUCCCAGAGAAGCGAAACAGCACGCCCGUCGGCGAAAUCGUCGGCGGAACAGUGGGCGGCGUCGCCGUCAUUGUCCUCCUCGUCCUCGGCGUCUUCCUCGUGCGCCGCCGCUCCUCGUCAAAGACUGACGCUGCGCCGGCAUCAGCAGCAGCAGCAGACCACGGCCCCACGUCGCCCAUGCAGCAGUACCAGCAGCAGGGCUAUCCCAGCUCACCACCCCAGGGUGACGGCUACGCCGGGGCCGAGACCAAGAGCGGAUUCGUCUCUCCGGUGCUCUCAGGGUAUGCAGCGCCUGUAUCGCCUGGGUACGAGGGCCACCAGGGGCUUCAGCAGCAACAGGACAUCAAUCAAAUGAGCCAGCCGUAUGCGGCCGCAGGGCCAGGCGGUACCCAGCAGUCUGUCGUGUACGAGAUGGGGUUGGAGGGGGGCCAUCACAAGGGGCAGUUGCAUGAGUUGCACUAG
Verticillium dahliae VdLs.17 is the source of this 732-nucleotide messenger RNA. RefSeq lists its product as uncharacterized. The transcript has 2 exons. The record is from RefSeq and is a predicted model, not a curated record. NCBI's taxonomy places the organism in Eukaryota, Fungi, Ascomycota, Sordariomycetes, Glomerellales, Plectosphaerellaceae. The coding region runs from base 1 to 732 and encodes 243 amino acids.